AUGUCAACUGCCACUGUCUACAUUUUAGCAGUUUUCUUAUUGAUAGCUUGCUUGACACUUCCAAGUCAUCAAGCAAGAUCAAGAAACCCCUUGUCCGCAUCUAAAACAUGUUACCGUUACACUUCUUCCGAUUCUAUUGCCUCACUUUCUGGAACUUUUUAUGGAAGUUUUGUUUCACCUGCACCAAAGGUUUGUCCAGGACCUACUGGAACAUGUGAUUUAUAUAUUAAUGCUAUGAGUUGUUUGGGAUGGGCUGGUCCUUUGGGUGCAUCUGGACCAUUGGCUUCUUUGGGACCACUUUCACACGAGAUUCCUAGUCCUAACGGUGUUGUUAAAAUUAUGCAAGAUUUUACUAAACAAAUCAUGGGUAGUUCAAGUUUGGAUAGUUUUAAAUUUUUAAUGACUGACAAUGUUCAAAAUCCACUUUCAAAUGCUGGACCUUUGGGUGAUGCUUACUAUAAGGUAAUGCCUUUGAUUAAUGAUCUUACCAAGCACAUGCAAGGUUUGGGUGUUUGGUCUGUUUUGGGUCCUUUGGGUCCUUUGGGUCCAUUAGGUCCUUUGGGUCCUCUUGGUAUGAUGGGUAUUCAUAAUUAUCAAAAGAAUGAUAAUGGAGAUUAUGUUGAUUCCAAGGGUAAUAUUCAAACUUCACUCAAAGUUGCUUGGGAUUCUAAAACAACUGUUCAAUGGCCACUUUUUGAAGAUUAUUCCAAGUCAAGAGCUAUGGAAUUAUCUGCUGCUGGUAAAUUGGAUACUAGUUUCAUGGUUGCUAGUAUUGGUUCAUUGCAAGCUGAUGUUUAUACUGUCAAUGUUGCUGAACCUCAAUAUGUCACAAUUUUGGCCUCUCCUGCCAUCUAUGCCAAGAAUUUCAUCUUGCAAGUUAGAGAGAAAAAGACCAAGCAUAUUGUUGCAGAGACUGGUAAAUCAAUUUCUUUCACUCCUUGGGUUCAAUUCCUUGUUACAAAGGAUCAAUUGAGUAUGGGACCAGUUCAAUAUGAAAUUUCAAUCAAGGUUGAUCCAUUGGAUUGUGGUGCAUUGAGCAUGAUUCAAUGUUUUAUUGAAUAUUAUUUAUAUGUUGUUGGAUCCACUUCUCAAAUGUUGAGACAACCAACUAUUGAAUAUUCUGGACCUUAUAUUAAGAAUUCUUGUAAAUAAUUUUUUAAAAGAUUUCUUAAAAUUGGUAAUUUGAAAAUAAAUUUAUUAUUUAAUUGCC
Naegleria gruberi is the source of this 1210-nucleotide messenger RNA. RefSeq lists its product as uncharacterized. NCBI's taxonomy places the organism in Eukaryota, Heterolobosea, Eutetramitea, Acrasida, Naegleriidae. The record is from RefSeq and is a predicted model, not a curated record. Bases 1 to 1152 code for a protein of 383 amino acids. The transcript has 3 exons.